Molecule: messenger RNA, 1620 nt
Organism: Plasmodium reichenowi
Lineage: Eukaryota; Apicomplexa; Aconoidasida; Haemosporida; Plasmodiidae
Exons: 3
Coding region: 1-1620 (539 amino acids)
Source: RefSeq, a predicted model, not a curated record
AUGGAUUUGAAAAAAUGUGUUAUUAAUUUGAUUCUUUUAUUUUAUAUGAACAAGUUUAUAUGCUAUUUUUGUUUUACUCAUAAUUACUUUGGAAGUAAAAAUAAUUGUUCUUUCUUUUUAAAUAAAAAUAAUUAUAUAAAAAAUAUCAACAUUAUUGAUCGAAUUAAGAAACUUUCCAACUUUGAACUUCAUCUGAUUUUUAGAAAGUUAAAAGAUCAAUCAAUGGUGAAAAGUAUUCCUGGUCAUGUGAGAAGAAAAAAGAAAAAGAAGAAGAAGAAAAAAAAAGGUAAACAAGAUGAAGAACCAAAAAAGAAAGUCAACAAAAAAUUAGCAAGGAGGAAAUUACUUAAAUUCUAUAAACUUAAAAGAAAAAAUGAAGGAAAAGAAGAAAAUGUUUUCGAUGAUAAAGAAAAAUAUUCUGUAUUUGAUUAUAUUGAAGAGAAAAUGAAAAAUCCAUCGAAUAAUUCAUUUAAUAAUAAGGUUGAUAUUAAUAUGAAAGAAAAUGAUCCAUUAUUUAAUGAGGGGAAAAAAAAAGAGAAUAUAUUAUUAGGAGAGAAAAAAGAAGAACAAGAACAACAAAAAUAUAUGUUAGAAGAACAGGAAAAUAUAACAAGUGAGAAUGAUAUAAGGAAUAAUGAAAAUGCUGAAGAUGAUAAAUAUAAUGAUUUAGAAAAUGUAGAAACAUUGAGUAAAAAGGAAGAUGGGAAAAUACCCAAAAAAAAAAAAAAAUUAAAAAAAAUGAAAAAAAAUAUGCAUAUUGGAAAAUAUAAUAGAAAAGUAUAUACAUAUAAAAAAAAAGUUUCUAUAGAUACCAUUCAUGAAUAUAUAUUAAACAAACAAUUAAAAGAUAAAUAUAUAUUAAGAAGAGAUUCUUUAAAAAAUGUUUUUGUAAAUAUGCCGUUAUUUAAUUUUUAUAAUUUCUAUAAUUUCUUUCAAAUAGAUCAUGUAGAAAAAUAUAACAAGUCUAAAAUUUUAAAUUUAAUUUAUUAUUAUUUAUAUAAAUAUAAAAACAAUGUUGAUAAUAAAACCAAAUAUGACCUUAUCAAAAUAGAUGAUAUAAUGCAAAAGUAUGAUAAAAUCACAGAUGAUAAAAUAAAAAUGAAUCAUUAUUUAGAAUAUUAUAUUAAUAUGAAUAAUAAUAAGUAUUUAUAUAUGAAUAUAGACAAAGAUUAUACUUUGAAAAAAAAAAUCACAGAUGCCUUUACUAUAAGUAAUAUAAACAAGGUUGAUUCACUACACAUACAUAAUUAUAAGGUUAUAUGGACAAUACGGAACGUUCAAGAGAAACUAUUUUGGAGAUUCCGAGAAAUGGGAAACAUUCCUUUGACUACUUCCGCCUUUACCUUCGCAGGGAAAAAAUCAUUCAAAUUGAAAAUAUGGAUAGAUGGGCAUAAGUCCUCAAAAAAAAACUAUGUAAGUAUUGGCUUGAAACAACUUGAAAAGUAUUCCUUGCUCGAUGAAUAUAUAUGCUUUUCUCUUAAUGGUAUUGUUAGAGGACCCUUUACAUAUUUGUCAAAAGAAUAUUAUCAGAAUUGUUAUAAUUUUUGUAAAUUCGAUGAACUUGAUUUGCAAAAAGAUGAAUUACAAUUAAGUGUUUAUGUGCAUGAUGGUAUUGUUUAG